UUCUCUCAGUCACGCCUCCCUCUCCCAAACUCCCUCAGUUCUCUCACAUGUCACGCCUCCCUCUCCCUUAGCCUCACUUUGUCACUCUGCGCCGCUCCCGCUCCCGCUCAGCCUCAUUCUGCGCCGCUCCCACUCAGCCUCAUUCUGCGCCGCUCCCGCUCACUCUUCGUCCACCGGGGCUCCGAUCACAAGCCAUCGACUUCAGGAGAAGGACCUGUUUUCGCUAGAGUAGCCAUAUCUUUGUCCAUUGUCCUGUACUUUUUGAAGACUGACAUGGCUGGACUUUUAUCUGGGGAAUCAUCACAUCAUGUAACUUCUGAUGGUGGGUCUUCAAGAAAUUCCCAAGACAGGCAAGAGGAAGUGGGUCGCUGGUAUAUGUCCAGAAAGGAAAUUGAAGAAAAUUCUCCAUCAAGAAGAGAUGCGAUUGACCUGAAGAAAGAAACAUAUUUACGCAAGUCAUACUGCACAUUCUUACAGGAUUUGGGCAUGAGGUUAAAAGUGCCCCAGGUAACCAUAGCCACGGCAAUAAUAUUUUGUCAUCGGUUUUUCCUUCGGCAAUCACAUGCAAAGAAUGACAGAAGGACCAUCGCAACUGUGUGCAUGUUCUUGGCCGGGAAGGUUGAAGAAACUCCUCGUCCAUUGAAGGAUGUUAUUCUGGUCUCUUACGAGAUAAUCCACAAAAAAGAUCCCGCUGCAGCCCAGAGGAUUAAACAGAAGGAAGUAUAUGAACAACAAAAGGAGCUAAUUUUACUCGGGGAGAGGGUUGUACUUGCCACUUUGGGUUUCGACCUCAAUGUUCACCACCCAUAUAAGCCCCUUGUUGAAGCGAUAAAGAAAUUCAAGGUUGCUCAGAAUGCCCUUGCUCAAGUUGCAUGGAAUUUUGUAAAUGACGGGCUGAGAACAUCGCUCUGCCUGCAAUUUAAGCCUCAUCAUAUUGCGGCAGGUGCCAUUUUCCUUGCUGCCAAGUUCCUCAAAGUGAAGCUUCCAUCGGAUGGUGAGAAGGUCUGGUGGCAAGAAUUUGAUGUCACCCCACGUCAAUUGGAGGAAGUUAGCAAUCAAAUGCUGGAACUCUAUGAGCAAAACAGAGUGCCCCCAUCCCAGGGCAGUGAGGUGGAAGGAAGUGUUGGCAGUGGGCCAAGUCAUCGGGCCCCAUCAAAACCUCCCGCUGUGAGUGAGGAACAGGCUUCAAAGCAGAUAUCAUCUCGUCUCGUGCCAGAUCAUUCAUCUGCUGACAAUCAUAGCAUGCCACCUAGAACGCAAAACCAAAGUAAUGAAAAUGGGAGUGCAGAGAUGGGUAGUGUUAUUACUGAUCACAAAGUGGAUGUAGAAAUUAAAGAUAGUCAGCAUCCUGAGCAUUUGCUCCAAAAGGAGAUCAUGAGAGAAGUUCCAAGUCGAUUCAAGUCUGGGACAGAGCGAGUUGGUGGGGAAGACCAAGAAAGGAAUGCCGAGAGAAAUGAGAGUGCAGAACCAGGAGAGUGGAGGGAUGAUGGUGCCUCACGCAAGUCCAGCAGCAUGGUUGGUCGAAAUUUGGAGCUUCGGGAUGGCCCUAUUGGGCAGUCACCCAAAGAAGCUAUAAAGAUGAUUGACAAGGACAAGGUUAAGGCAGCACUUGAGAAAAGAAGGAAGUCUCGUGGGGAAAUCACACGGAAGAAAGAUGUGAUGGACGAGGAUGAUCUGAUUGAGAGGGAACUAGAAGAUGGUGUUGAAUUGGCAGUAGAGGACGAGAAAAACAAGCGUGAUAGAAGGCAAAGCUGGUCAAAAUAUGAGAAUUUAGAUAAUGAGGAAAUUGGAGAUGGAAACCACUUGAGCAUAAAGGGGCAAUCGUCAAGGGGAUUGGAAGUGGUGGAGAAUGCAGAAGAGGGAGAGAUGUUAGAUGAGGCUUCACCUAUUUUGAACAGCCGUAAGAGAAAAGGCGGAAGUCCACUGGAGAGGCAGUUAGAGGGGAAGAAGAGGCACGAUUACAACCACGACUCAAUAGAAGAUGGACACAGGAUGAGUCGGGUUAGUUAUGGAGAUAGGGAGCACAGAAGGCAUUCUCAGGAGAAUCAUUUGUGAGUGAUAAGACUUGCAUACAUGGGCAGUAGUACAAUCUGUAGACAGUCGGUUCGGUUUAUUGAAAAGAUAUUUAUAUUUGUUUGAUUUGGAUUAUCAUGUAAGCCUUAAGUCACAUGGCCAUGGUAAAAGUAAAAUGAUGUUGAGGGAUGAGGAGGAUGCUUCAAUUUUCAUCACGGCAGGGCUGCUGAGAGAGGUAGGUAAGUAAAGAGUAUAUUAUGUUAGUCAGCAUCCGGAACUGAGCCCAGAUUCUCUCCGCUCCUCCCUGGAUAUAUAUAAAUAUAUAUAUUUUAUGCUUUGCGAAUGUGCUAGCAAGGAUGAAGAAUGAACGAACGAAUGAAUGUAAGUGCUUUUGCCACAUUUUUGGAGAACAUAUUAUUGUUUGUUAAUUAUAUCAAAACACCUUCAAUUUUUAAGUG
Messenger RNA from Corylus avellana, 2471 nucleotides. RefSeq names its product cyclin-T1-4. NCBI's taxonomy places the organism in Eukaryota, Viridiplantae, Streptophyta, Magnoliopsida, Fagales, Betulaceae. Gene Ontology annotation, molecular function: cyclin-dependent protein serine/threonine kinase regulator activity. Gene Ontology annotation, biological process: regulation of transcription by RNA polymerase II. The record is from RefSeq and is a predicted model, not a curated record.